AUGCCGCCUUCCUCAAUCUGCGUAGCCGACUGCGUCCUCGGCAAGCCACAGGAUGAGAGCCCUCGGACACAGACCCCUUCCUCCAUCACUUCCACUCGGAGCGUGGGGGACAACGCAGGCAGUCGGCCCAUCUCGGGCAGCAGCGCACCGCGCCCUAGCCUGCUUGGGAUGAGCAGCGAGACUGUUGGACAGGAAGUGAAGAAGGCAUCCGGCAGCUGUGUUCCGACUCCUCGAGUUGCAGCAACCUCAUCGUUACCCAUGCUCUUGGGACGAUCCCAUGGCCUUCCGCAGCGUCAAGACGCUGAUGCAGAAGCCUGUGCUCAAACAGCUCGGGAUGCUUUCUUGGCUAGGCAGGCCCGGCGAGCCAGCCGAUUCACAAACUUAGCAGCUUGA
Molecule: messenger RNA, 393 nt
Organism: Symbiodinium pilosum
Lineage: Eukaryota; Dinophyceae; Suessiales; Symbiodiniaceae
Source: the annotation of a GenBank genome assembly